AUGCACGUCGAAACUUUUGUUCGUUUCUAUAAAGAGUCAUCGCAAGCUUUAGGAAGAAGAUUUGAAGAGUUUUGUGAAAGAUUUUUAGCUGAGUGUUUUAGAGAAUUUAAUAUAAUAGUGGAGCGAGUUGGAAAAAAUCGAGAUGGCGGUAGAGAUAUUAUUCUUAUAUUAUGUGGAUUCAGAGGAGUUGUGCAGUGUAAAGCAUAUUUCAAUCAAAAUAUAGAGAGAAAGCAUGUGGAUGAGUUGAGGACUGUUAUAAGAGAUGGUAAUUUUUAUUUUGGAGCUGUAGUUGGUGUUUGCAAAGAGAGAAUAGGUGGGAGUGCGUAUGAGUCGGCAAGUAGGGAAAGAGAAAGAAAAGUAGCGGUGUGUACAUAUAGAGAGUUGGAUAGGAUGGUUUUGGAGAUGGUGACGGAUUUGUUAAGCAUAGAAGUAGACGAAUUACGAGUUAUCAUUGAAGAUAAUUCUAGACAUGAUGCUGAGUUUAAAAGCAGAAUUGAGGAAUUAGAGAAAAGUAAAGCAGAUAUUGCUUCUAAGAAUGCUGAGCUUAAAACUGAAGUAGCAAAAUUAAGACGUGAUUUUGAGGAAAUCAAAUCAAAGGGAAUAACCACCGAUUCUUCAGAGCGGUUACCAAUUUCCUUGUCAGCAAAGAAUGAGACAAUAAGCAUUUUUACUAAAAUAGAAAAUUCUAAUAAUACUCAUAAGGAGUCUAACACAUCUAAUUCUGAUAUAUACCAGAAUUCAGUAACCCCCACAUCUCCCGCAGAAACCAUAUCAUUGGAAGAGAAUAAAGAAAAUGAAUUCCUGGAUUCAAAGCAUAAAGAAACGGUUAGUAAAAAGAUAAUUCAGUGCAUUAAGGAGAAGAAACUUCGGGAUCAAGCCCUAUCUUUGGUUAACCAUAAGAAAAAGGGAACAGAUAAACUCCGGCAAGAAUUGUUCAAUACUUCUUUAGAGCUGAGUUCACAAGAUCACUCUAUAUCAAAAAAUAUUAAACCAGGACAGAUCGAAAUUUCCGAGACGGCCCGUCCCGAAAAAUUUGAGAGCGUGGAUGGUUCUGCGAAGUGUAUUGUUAAUUCAUUCGACAUUAAAGAGGUAUCGCAACAUUUAGCUCAGCUGUGCGAUACAGCCAUAGGCGCAGAAGUAUAG
Messenger RNA from Cetraspora pellucida, 1143 nucleotides. The record is from the annotation of a GenBank genome assembly. Lineage: Eukaryota; Fungi; Glomeromycota; Glomeromycetes; Diversisporales; Gigasporaceae.